Molecule: messenger RNA, 4080 nt
Organism: Malaya genurostris
Lineage: Eukaryota; Metazoa; Arthropoda; Insecta; Diptera; Culicidae
Exons: 1
Coding region: 1-4080 (1359 amino acids)
Biological process (GO): DNA integration
Molecular function (GO): nucleic acid binding
Source: RefSeq, a predicted model, not a curated record
AUGUGCCAAAAGCGUCAUCACACUUUGCUACACCCAGGUUUUAUAGAUAAUGAUCCAGUUAAUACGCAUAUAGCUACCACCAAUCAGACACCUAUAUCGGAACACGAGAGCACAAAUCCCGUGCUGUCAGCUGUCACAUCACUGGAGUCAUUGAAGGUUAGCUGGUCUUCCUUUAACGUAGCAGGAAGAAACGUAUUCAUGUUAACAGCCCUAGUAAUUGUCUUCGAUAAGUUUGGCGAACAACGUUUAGCUCGAGUGCUACUGGAUAGCGCAUCUCAACCUAACUUGAUAACAGAACGCUUAGCAAAGCAAUUAGGUUUGCAACGAUCACGAACAAAUGCGAUCAUUAAUGGAGUUGGAGGACAACCUCAGCGGGCCAGAGAAUCUGUUUUGGUUCACCUGCAAUCUAGAAAAACUGAUUUUAAGUUAGACGUUGACUGUCUCAUAAUUAACAAAAUUACAUCGCCAUUACCGUCUCAUGACAUACCGAUUGAUGAAUGGAAAUUACCAACAAAUUUGUUCCUAGCCGAUCCGACCUUCAACAAGUGCGGAGAUAUCGAUAUGAUUAUCGGGAACGAACAUUUCUUCACUUGCUUUACCAAGUCGGCAAAAAUGCAAAUAUGCAAGUCACUACCACUGCUAGUCGAAAGCUCCUUCGGAUGGCUUGUAUCGGGUGUAGCCAACACAGAGAAACAACCCUUCACUAGCGGUAUUUUAGCAAUUUCACUCCAACCUUUAGAAGAGAGCAUUGCACGAUUUUGGGAAAUCGAGGAACUAUCGAAGCAGCCCAAUUAUUCCGUCGAUGAAAAGCAAUGUGAGCAGUUAUAUUCCACUACGACCGUCCGAGACUCAAUACGCAUUCCUCGCCGUUUCAAUUUCGAUGAAUUGCUUGGUGAAACAAAAACAUUGGCUUUACGGCGUUUUUAUCUGCUCGAAAGAAAACUCAACCAGAACAGAAAGCUGAAGGAUGAGUACCAUAAAUUCAUAACGGAAUAUAUCGCUCUGGGUCACAUGAGAUUAGUAGACGUUAGAACACACCCGUCCAAUCGAUGCUGUUUUCUCCCCCAUCAUGUUGUAACAAAAGAAGCUAGUACUACCACCAAGGUACGAGUCGUUUUCGAUGGAUCAGCAAAUACCACAACAGGAAAAUCGCUAAAUGAUGCGUUGCUUGUCGGACCUGUAGUACAAGACGAAUUACUGGCCAUUGUUCUCCGGUUUCGAAUGUUCCCCAUAGCGAUAGUUGCAAUUUUGAUUCACCCUGUCGACACACCGCUGCAACGCAUUGUAUGGCGAUUUCGCGAAACUGAUCCUGUUUUAGAAUAUGAGUUAUUGACGGUCACUUACGGGCUAGGUCCGUCAUCUUUCCUAGCCACUCGCACGUUGAAGCAACUUGCCCUUGAUGAAGGUUACAAAUAUGCACUAGGUGGACCAGCUCUACUAAAAAACUUCUGCGUAGACGAUUUCAUAGGCGGUGCCGAAUCGAUCGACGAAGUUAUACAGUUAAAAAAUGAACUAAGAGAACUACUUAGUAGUGGUGGUUUUCAAUUCCGUAAAUGGGCUUCUAAUGAAAUUAUGGUCCUAGACGGUCUGCCACGAGAUCAAAUCAACACACAGUCUGUUAUGAAAUUUGAAUCCGACAAUUCGAUAAAGACGCUCGGAAUCAUUUGGAACCCGAAAAGUGAUAUACUCUGCUUCAGUCACACAAUACGACCGCAGAAUGGGAACCCCACCAAACGCUCAAUCUUAUCAGGCAUUUCACAGCUGUUUGAUCCUUUAGGAUUAAUAUCGCCAAUAAUUAUUCGCGGUAAACUUCUCAUGCAACAACUCUGGCAGCUAUCCUGUGGCUGGGAUACGGAGGUACCAGAUAGCGUGGCUUCGAAAUGGGCGGCAUACAUUGGUCAACUGAGCAAAAUUGAUCGAUUUUAUAUCAACCGGUACGUUCUACAACCAAACUGUUCUGUUCAGUUACAUACAUUCGCGGAUGCUUCUGAGCUAGCUUACGGAGCCUGCACAUACGCUCGUUCGGUGGGUUCAUCAGGCAAGGUACGGGUCGAACUGUUAGCAUCCAAAUCUAAGGUAGCGCCGCUGAAGCGAUUAACUCUUCCCCGCCUAGAACUGUGCGCAGCGGAUUUGGCAGCUAAACUGCAUACACAUAUAGUUGAGGCACUAAAAAUUGAAGUAGCGGCUUCGUACUUCUGGUCCGAUUCUGAAGUUGUUCUACAGUGGAUUAAAUUUCCGCCAAACACUUGGCAAACCUUCGUCGCGAACAGAGUAUCACAAAUUCAAACCCUAACACAUGACGCACGGUGGAAUCAUGUUGCAGGUAAACAGAACCCAGCCGAUAUGAUAUCUCGCGGAAUGGAUGUUGAUGAUUUGUUGGCAAGCAAAACAUGGAAUCAAGGUUCGGAUUGGCUUGCAUGGCCGGAAUGUCAAUGGCCAAAAUCAACGCUUAACGAAUACCCCUCUGAUGGAGCGGAACGCCGUAAAGAAACCGUCGUAAUGUUAAAGUCUAUAUCAGCGGUAAAUCCGAUGUUCACUAGCAUUUCAUCUUUCAAUCGUUUAGUGCACGUAACCGCAUAUUGCCUCCGGUUUAUACACAACAUCCGAAAAAAAAUUCUUAAUCAACCAAUUAGAUCUAACAAAACUCUUAACACUGAGGAAAUAUCCAAUGCUAGAAACGCCCUCGUUCGAUUAGCACAAAUUGAUGGAUUCAAGGAGGAAAUGCGUGACCUAAAGCAACAAAAAGCCAUUUCAAAACGAUCACCCAUACGCUCACUGGCUCCGUUCAUAGAUUCUAAAGGAAUCAUUCGGGUCGGGGGGAGGUUGAGGUUAUCAUGCCAGCCCUACAGUAAAAAGCACCCAUACCUUAUCCCAAGUUUCCAUCCUCUUGCGCGCCUGCUAGCCAAACAUUUCCAUUUAACUCUCAUCCACGGUGGCGGUCGUUUGACCCUUGCGAUAAUGAGGGAACAAUAUUGGCCAAUACAUGGCAGAAGAUUGAUCCGCAGUACUAUAAGACAGUGCUACCGAUGUGUCCGAGCCGAUCCCGUUCCCCUAACUCAACAUACUGGUCAGUUACCCGCUGCUCGAAUCACGCCAAGCCGUCCAUUCAAUUCCACCGGAAUCGACUAUGCCGGACCAUUGUAUUUGAAACCGAUUCAUAAACGUGCGGCACCAGCAAAAGCGUACGUGUGUAUUUUCAUUUGCUUUUGCACCAAAGCUGUCCAUAUCGAGCUUGUAGGGGAUCUGUCCACUCAAACAUUCCUCUCAGCACUAAAACGAUUCGUUUCGCGACGCGGACGACCAGCGCAUAUUUACACGGAUAAUGGGAAAAAUUUCGAAGGUGCCAAAAAUAUCUUGGAGGAUAUUCAACGCAUUUUGUCUGAUGAACUGUUAGAUUCCUGGUGCAGCGACGAAGGGAUAACGUGGCAUCUUAGCCCUCCUAAAGCGCCACACUUUGGCGGCUUGUGGGAAACUGCAGUCAAAGUGGCGAAGAAGCAGCUAUAUCGGCAACUUGCCAGCUCGCAGUUAUCCUUUGAAGAUCUGUCCACUGUGCUCGCGCAAAUUGAAGGAAGUAUGAACUCGCGUCCACUGGUUCCUUUAUCGGAAGAUCCAAACGAUGUAGCAUGUAUAACACCGGCACAUUUCUUAAUCGGUUCUACUCUGCAUGCGGUACCAGAGCUGGAUUUAGGAAACAUACCGAUCAGCAGACUGGAUCACUUUCAAAAGUUGCAACGUAUUCACCAACAAUUCUGGCAGCAGUGGCAGACUGAGUACUUGCAGGAACUCCAAAAGGACAAUUCUGUUUCCAAUCCAAAUUUCGAAAUCCAGCCCGGUCGCCAUGUUGUAGUGAUGGAUGAGUUUUUAACUCCAACCAAAUGGCCGCUAGCUCGCAUAGUCUCAGUACAUCCAGGUGUUGACAAACUGACCAGAGUAGUGGAUUUCAAGACUGUGCGCGGUAUAAUCAGACGUCCAAUAACAAAAAUCUGUCUUCUCCCGUUCGAUACAACAGAGCCACCGAUCGCAAAUCAAAACAACGUCAUCGAAAUGUCAACGGAAUCGCAAACCAUGAAGCAAGAUUGA